GGAAUAAAACAAAAAAAAAAAAAAAGGCACAUGUCAUGUCUCCCAUCUCAUUCCACUUUUCCUAAUGCUGCCACCCACUCCCACGUUUUCCCCUCUCUCUUUCUUUAAUUAUUAUAUUUCUUUGAUAUUUUUCCCUAUCUCUUCGCCUCCCGCAAGCCUCUCUCUCCCCUUGUACAUUUUCUUUUCUCUCUUAUUCUCACUGAUCCUAUCUCUUUCCUUCUCUUCCUCUUCUUAAAACAAUGGCGGCCGGAGGUUAUGGUGCUGGCUUCGAGAUCUCCACCAGCGAUAUCAUCGACGCCGACGCCAACAACAACAACAACAUUCACCAAUAGAGCUGCAGCAGCCGCCGCCGCGGGAAUUGCCGUAGCGCCACCAGCAGCAAUAGCAGCCGUCGUCGUCUGUCGAUGGCGGCGUUCUCGAGCAGCCGUCGUCGUCUGUCGAUGGCGGCGUUCUCGAGCAGCCGAGUUCGUUCUUUUCGCCGCCGUUGUCGGUCGUCACUCGCAAGAGGUAGGGGUGAGCUGGAGAAGAGAAGAGGAGCGACGGAUUAGGGAUUCGGAAUUAGGGAUUCGGAAUGGCUAUUGAGUAUGGAAGUGAUUUUUGUUUUAUUUUUCCCUGUUUCAAACGACGACGUUUUCUUUGAAAAACAGGCAACCGCCGGUUGGAACAAAACCGGGCGGUAUUUCGCUUAGAACCAGUUAAACCGAAAAUUCCGGCCGGUAUGGUAUUUAUAGCAGCCAGUGUAUACCGUUUCGUUUCUGGUCCGGUUUCCGGUUUUACCGGUUCAACCGGCCGGUACGAUCCGGUUUCCUGGACUAUGCAAAUAUGGAGUUCACCUAUUUCAGCUCUUUGGGCCAUUCACGAGAAUUUUCAUUAAAUGCCUUCGGGAAUACUAAGCGGGUUUUGGUGGGAGUUGAACAGAAAUCUGUCACUUCUCGGAACGAGCGCCCACUAAUGGUUCACCGCUAGACUAUGUGACUUUUGGCAUAAUUAACUAAAAUCGGUUCCGCUUAUGAGUCACGAAUUGGAGAAUUAGACGUUUGAUCACUCUGUUAUUAAAUUUAUUUCGUGAUUAUCACUUUAAUAUGAUUUCUUUCUUACUAGUCACUAAUUUUAGAUUAGUAUUUCAAUAUUAGUAAUUGGUUGAUCAUUUCUAUCAAAUUUGUCAUAACAAUAAUAAUAUUUAACCGUUAAGUAACGAAUUAUAAUUUAAACACUAUAACAAUUAAAAUAAAUUAUUUCAAAAUUUCAUUCACUAUUAGCACCACUAAAAUAUGCAAAAGGGCUGACUUUGCUAGCAUAGGUUUUCAUGCUUUCGAUAUUUCCGAUUCAGGUGUUAAAUUUUGGACAUUGUAUGCUACGCUGGGCAUUUGCCAAUAUCUAUUAGGCAAGGUGCUACAUCCCACUUCCUAAAAAAAAACUAUGAGGUCGUUUGCUCUUAGGAUUUUCAUCAAGGAUUUUGGAUCGAAAACGCACACCAAUAGGAUUAUGCACAAGGGUGAAUUGUACAUUUGGUCACUCAUUUGAUAAUAUAUUACACGUUUACCACUAAAAAAUGUUACUUUCUUAUUGCUCAAUUGGCUUCAACAUCUUAUUUCAUCGCUGGUCACUACCCGUCAAUUUCGUUAAAUCCAUCAUGUGUCGGAAUCUCGGUGCUGAAACUCAAUGUUAGAAGAGAGGCAUAGACCCCAGGAGGAAGAGAAAUUAUGCAAUUACACCGCGAUCGACGGGGAAGGUAUUGGUUCUUUGCAAUGGUCCGAGGCUGUAAGCGGAUGACGGUGUAUGAGAGAAGGAUACGGUGGAGACUCGAGCAUAUAUGGAGGACAAAGGCCAUUCAUCGAUUGUGAUUGGCGACAAUGAGGUAGAAGGGGGUGGCGACGAUGAGGUUGGGUUUUACUUUUUAGCGUUCGUGAAAAAAGAGAAUCGAGAGGCAACGUAGAGGAAGUAAAGGGUGGGAAAGGGUCGAAAUAUGGCAACAGAGGGCUGAAGGGGUAACACUUUUGAUAUUAUUAGGUGUUUGGGUGGCUAGCUACCGAUUAACCAUAUUUUUAUCUUUUAGUAACUGGUAACCUCGGGUUAGUAAAAAACGCAAAAUGCCCCAAUCGAAGCCGAAACCACUAUCCUAUUAUCGCUUUUUGGUUUACCGGUUAACUUAUUUUCGUUGGUUUUUCGGUUAACCGACAACCGUUUAUCACUCCUUAGAUGUGGACGCCACCACAAGUGGGAUUCGAGGGUGGCGGUGGCGGUUUAGAGUCGAAAUUGGACCCAAGAGGAUUGGAAAUCAGGGUCGUCUAAAAUCAAAUUAGUUUUGAAUAGAGGGUAGGUAGGCGUAAUUGGUCUUUCUAUAAGAUCUCUUCGGUAGAGAUUGGGGAAGCGGCUGCAUCUCUGCUAGCGAAUGUGAAUUCAAACACUCUUCGUUUUCAUCCUCUUCAUCGUCUUUGGUCAGUCCAUGAUGCGACAUCAUUUCAAUUUGCAUUCAUAGUCUUCUUCUUCUUCUUCCUCCCAUGAGUAAAAGUCAAGGACAGAC
Molecule: messenger RNA, 2524 nt
Organism: Linum trigynum
Lineage: Eukaryota; Viridiplantae; Streptophyta; Magnoliopsida; Malpighiales; Linaceae
Source: the annotation of a GenBank genome assembly